Molecule: messenger RNA, 525 nt
Organism: Colletotrichum graminicola M1.001
Lineage: Eukaryota; Fungi; Ascomycota; Sordariomycetes; Glomerellales; Glomerellaceae
Product: NUDIX domain-containing protein
Exons: 2
Coding region: 1-525 (174 amino acids)
Molecular function (GO): hydrolase activity
Source: RefSeq, a predicted model, not a curated record
AUGAUGAUCCAACAAGGCAAGUGGUCCACUGCAAACGAGGCUCUGCCUACGAAAGUCAUUGGCACGAGAGAUAUCGACUUCCAAUACGUGGAACGCUCCGCAGUUCGCGUUGUGGUAACAGACGCCCAGAACAAUGUCAUCAUUAUCAAGGCCGCCAAAGACAGCUACUAUAAGCUACCUGGAGGCGGUGUUGAAGCAGGCGAGGAUCACUUGAAGGCUGCCGAGCGGGAGGUCGCUGAAGAAACCGGCUGCAACGUCUUGAUCCAGGGCGCCUGUAUGGCAAAGACGGAGGAGUACCGGAGAGAUCUGCAUCAAAUGUCGUACUGCUACCGCGCGAAGCUACUUGAUAAGACCGGAAAGCCCACCUUGACUGAAGAGGAGGUCGCUGACGGGUUAAGUCACGAAUGGGUGCCCGUAGACAAGGCCCUCGAUCUGAUGACGGCAGAGCAGCCUACUUCUGAGCUGGGAAAUUUCAUCAAAGAGCGAGACAUUUUUCUAUUGACCGAGGUGAUGCGAAGGGUCUGA